This is a messenger RNA of Gasterosteus aculeatus aculeatus (three-spined stickleback), 3057 nucleotides long. The record is from RefSeq and is a predicted model, not a curated record. Lineage: Eukaryota; Metazoa; Chordata; Actinopteri; Perciformes; Gasterosteidae.
AUGAACCGCUGUCCGUCUCUCCUCCUCUCAGGGGUACCAGGGCAUGGUGGACGGCGGAGACAACAUCAAGGAGGCCACGUGGGAAAGCGUCUCCAGCAUGCUGCAAGUGGGCGGCACGGUCAUCGGCAGCGCCCGCUGCAAAGAGUUCCGCGUCCGCGAGGGCCGCCUGAGGGCCGCGCGCAACCUGGUGCAGCGCGGCAUCAACAACCUGUGCGUGAUCGGCGGCGACGGCAGCCUGACCGGCGCCAACCUCUUCCGGGAGGAGUGGAGCGGCCUGCUGGACGAGCUCCUCGGACAAGGCCUCAUCGAUGAGGAGGCGGCCCGAAGCAACUCGGAGCUCCACAUCGUCGGCAUGGUCGGCUCCAUCGACAACGACUUCUGCGGCACCGACAUGACCAUCGGCACCGACUCGGCCCUGCACCGGAUCAUCGAGGUGGUGGACGCCAUCAUGACCACCGCACAGAGCCACCAAAGGACCUUCGUGCUGGAGGUCAUGGGCCGACACUGCGGAUACCUGGCCAUGGUCAGUGCCCUGGCUUGUGGAGCAGACUGGGUCUUUAUCCCAGAGAUGCCUCCUGGGGACGGCUGGGAGGACGUCAUGUGUCAGAAGCUGUCCGAGAACCGCGCCGAUAAGAAAAGGCUCAACAUUAUUAUCGUAGCUGAGGGAGCCAUCGAUUCCCACAACAAGGCCAUAACUCCCGAUUACAUCAAGGAACUGGUGGUACGCUGCCUGGGCUUUGACACCCGGGUCACCAUCCUGGGCCACGUGCAGCGAGGCGGGACCCCCUCCGCCUUCGACCGGAUCCUGGCCAGCCGCAUGGGCGUGGAGGCGGUGCUGGCGUUGCUGGAGGCCUCCGCCACCACGCCGGCCUGCGUUGUGUCGCUGGUGGGUAACCAGGCGGUCCGGCUUCCACUGAUGGAGUGUGUUCAGAUGACCCAGGAGGUGCAGAAGGCCAUGGACGAGAAGAAGUUUGAAGAGGCAGUGAGACUGCGUGGAAGUAGCUUUGAAAACAAUCUGACCACCUACCGCCUGCUCUCCUACCGCAAAGCAGACUCCGAGCUCCCGAACAGCUCCUUCAACGUUGCAGUGCUGAACGUCGGCGCCCCGGCGGCGGGAAUGAACGCCGCCGUGCGCGCUGCCGUCAGGGUGGGAAUCACCGAAGGCCACAAGAUGUUCGCUGUCAGCGACGGCUUCGAGGGCUUCUACAAGGGACAGAUUAAGGAGAUCAAGUGGGGAGACGUCGGGGGCUGGACCGGCCAAGGCGGCUCCCUGCUGGGGACCAAGCGAACUCUUCCGGGCAAACAUCUGGAGGAGAUUGCUGAGCAGAUUAGGAUCCACAACAUCAACGCUCUGAUGGUCAUCGGAGGGUUUGAGGCCUACGUGGGACUGCUGGAGCUCGCCGCGGCGCGGGACCGGUAUGACGAGCUGUGUGUGCCCAUGGUUAUGGUCCCCGCCACCGUCUCCAACAACAUCCCCGGGUCAGACCUCAGCAUUGGCUCAGACACGGCUCUGAACGCCAUUACUGACACGUGCGAUCGCAUCAAGCAGUCGGCCAGCGGCACCAAGCGCCGGGUCUUCAUCAUCGAGACCAUGGGGGGCUACUGCGGCUACCUGGCCACCGUGGGGGGGCUGGCCGCCGGCGCCGACACCGUCUACAUCUACGAGGAGCCGUUCGACAUCCGGGACCUGCAGGCCAACGUGGAGCAUCUGACGCAGAAGAUGAAGACGAGCAUCCAGAGAGGCUUGGUGCUCAGGAACGAGAACUCCAACGAGAACUUCACCACGGACUUCAUCUACCAGCUGUACACCGAGGAGGGGCGAGGGGUCUUCGACUGUAGGAAGAACAUCCUCGGCCACAUGCAGCAGGGAGGGGCUCCUUCUCCAUUCGACCGAAACUUUGGCACCAAAGUUGCCGCCAAAGCCAUCCAGUGGGUCACGAAGACGCUCAAGGAGUCCUACAAAGGAGGGCGGGUGUUCACGAACUCGGAGGACACGGCCUGCCUGCUGGGGAUGCGGCGCAGGGCUCUGGUCUUCCAGCCCGUGUCGAAGCUCCGGGACGAGACCGACUUCGUCCACCGGAUCCCUAAGGAGCAGUGGUGGCUGAAGCUCCGCCCACUGAUGAAGAUCCUGGCCAAGUACAAGACCAGCUACGACGUGUCCGACUCCGGCCAGCUGGAACACGUGACCCGCGUGCGGGCCAGAGAGAGCGACACCAUCUGAGGGGGGGGGGGGUUGCCCCCCCCGCCAACGGUCGCUGAAAGAUUCAAGAAAGAAAAAAAAAAAGCUGUAAUGUGCUGUAAAGUCGUGGUGCUUUCAGAAGGCAUCCUCUAUUUUUUAGGUGAUGACGCAGAAGAGUUGAUUUGAUUUUGAUCGUUUGAGGGGCCUUCAGAAUAAGAGCUCUUCAAAAGGUAUUCUCUCCAGAUCAGUUAUUAUACACUCAAAUAUUUAUAUAUGUAAAAGCACUCCUUAUGUACUGAAUAGGUAUUAAAGUUAUGUACCUGAAACUGUAGCUGUAGAGUUGACCUUUAACCUCCCGGUGUGUCGAACCCCUCCAGGCUCAGCCGGGUGACGUCCUAUUUUAUUAUUUCCUUCAGCACCUUGAGUUCCUUUCAAUCAACUCGCCCCCUGGAGCUGCUUUUAAAGAGAUAAUAUUAAUACUUGCACACGUGUGCACACACACACGUACACACAACGCUGGUCCACGCCUUGAAAGAUGAUUGUAAAAUGGAAAUGGCGAGCUGGGCUAGUCGUGUCUGUGUGUGUGUGUGUCUGUGUGUUGCCUUAUCCCUGUGUGCGUGUCAUCUUUGCCGUGGUGUUGUGAGUCGGGUCCUGUUGUCCUUUCACGUUAUGCUAAGUGUGCGUCUGAGUAACAAAGCAUUUAUUGUGUGGAAAGUUAUAGUUAUACAGAUGUUUGUUUUAUUGAUCAGGAAAAGGGUCUGAAGAUUAAAGGUCAUACGAUCUUAUGUCAUGAAACAAAUCAGAGUAUUUUGUGUCACAGAAAUGUCAUUAAGUGUGCAAUAAAAAGUCAUAGCUACAUUAGUUUGUCAUGAAAUGUU